AUGGAUGGUUCUUGCAAUAUCUUCGUGGUUGUUUUUCUUUGGUUACUUACCUUAUCAAAUGUUGAUUUAUGCAUUUGCAGAACAUCUUAUGAGGUUCAGUGCCUUCCAAGUGAGCGAGAUGCCUUACUUAAGAUGAAGAGUCAUCUCUCAGAUCCUUCAAAUAGGCUAACCUCAUGGUCUCUCCAUGCAAAUUGCUGCAGCUGGGUUUCAGUUGUUUGCCACAACAUCACAGGCCAUGUUCUUGAGCUCCACCUCACGACUCCACCUCCUUUACAGUUUGGCAGCGAUGAUUUGUAUGAGACAUUAAUGUUUGGUGGUGAGGUACAUUCUUCCUUGCUUGACUUGAAGCAUUUGAAUUAUUUGGAUUUGAGCAGUAAUAAUUUUGGAGGCAUGCAAAUACCUGGUUUUCUUGGCUCAAUGACAAGCUUGACAUAUCUUAACCUAUCUAAUGCUCGAUUUGCUGGAAGCAUUCCUCUUCAGUUUUGGAAUCUUUCCAAUCUGAUCUAUCUUGACCUUGGAGGCAAUUAUUUGGAAGGAAGCAUUCCUCAUCAAAUUGGAAAUCUCUCCAAGCUAAUAUGUCUCAAUCUCAGCAGCAAUGUUUUGGAAGGAAGCAUUCCUCAUCAAAUUGGAAAACUCUCCAAUUUACAAUAUCUUGGUCUCGGAGGUAAUGAAUUUAAUGGAAGCAUUCCUUGUCAAAUUGGAAAACUCUCCAAUUUACAAUAUCUUGAUCUCGGAGGUAGUGAAUCUAGUCUAAGCAUUCCUCGUCAAAUUGGAAAUCUCUCCAAUUUGCAAUAUCUUGAUCUUGGAUGUAAUCAGUUUGGCGGAAGCAUCCCCCAUCAAAUUGGAAACCUCUCAAAUCUAAUCAAUCUUAUCUCGGAUAUGAUGAAAACCUUCAAUGGGUUUCAGCUCUUUCUUCUCUUCAGCAUCUUGAGCUGA
Messenger RNA from Neltuma alba, 936 nucleotides. RefSeq names its product receptor-like protein 53. Gene Ontology annotation, molecular function: protein binding. The record is from RefSeq and is a predicted model, not a curated record. The transcript has a single exon. Bases 1 to 936 code for a protein of 311 amino acids. NCBI's taxonomy places the organism in Eukaryota, Viridiplantae, Streptophyta, Magnoliopsida, Fabales, Fabaceae.